Messenger RNA from Pomacea canaliculata, 851 nucleotides. RefSeq lists its product as uncharacterized. NCBI's taxonomy places the organism in Eukaryota, Metazoa, Mollusca, Gastropoda, Architaenioglossa, Ampullariidae. The coding region runs from base 181 to 648 and encodes 155 amino acids. The record is from RefSeq and is a predicted model, not a curated record. The transcript has 3 exons.
GACGCACGCACACAGACACAGCCUUCCUGUCGAGGGCUGGCAUCUGUCGCAGGCGACAAAAGCAAUUAAUGUCGCACGUCCUCAUCCCAGCAUGCCUUUCGGUGGCCUGUGCUUUUGUGACUGCGACCUUCUUCUUGAUUCUUUCUCUGUUCAUCCUGACCAUCCACCCCGGGUGUCGCCAUGUCUCUGUUUGACGGCACGGACUUAGAUCGAGAUCACUUCAUCGAAGGCUGUCUCGUCGUCGCAGUCGCCAUUCUUAUCGUUAUUUUCAUCUACGCUCUGUGUUGCCACGCCAAGAAGAAAGCGGAGAAGAGGAGGAAAAAGCAGGAAGAGGAGGAGGCCACGUCUUUCUUUACGCUGGACGACAUGGACCCUCCCGCCCGCAGCACUUCCUACAAGUCCACCGUCUUCACUCUGGGAGAAAUCCCCUGCUGUCCGCCGCAGACCUACAUCACCAUCGCCCAGGCGCCAGUCACUCUGGACCAGUUCAACGGUGAUCUCUCCCCCGGACCCGUCCUCCUGGGGCCGGGCAAAGGUCAGCACGUGUCCACACCUAUCUACCCACCUUCGUACUUCGGUCCCUCCUCCGCCUGCUACACUUCUCUCUCCGAUGUCAACCCCUCCUUGGCAGCCCCGCUCAAGCCCUGAGCAUUCAGUCACGUGAUGUAGGUGUUUCUGCUGUCGAUCGAGCAGGUGCCUGACUGACUUGUGACAAAUGUCAUUGCUGUGAUCCUCCGCUGAUAGACUCUCGAGUUAGGACCUGGCGUUUCCGAUGGCUGGGGCGAGAAGGGAAAUUGUGUUUCCAAGUCGUUUAGCAAUGGGCAGAUGUGUUAUUAAAUGAAAGAUGUGAC